UUUUUUUUAAAUUUUACCUUUUAUUUUUCUCCGUGGAUUAAAUGUCUUUCGAUGCAAGAUCGUCACUGGGAAUAUUUUUUCUCAACUAAUUUGUUUUCAAUAAUUAUUAAAUUAUUUUUUUAAUGAUCAAUAAAUUUAUAAAUAAAGCAGAUCAGUAAUUUUUUUCUUUAAAUAAUAAUUUAUACUUUAUAUUUAAAAAAGUAAUACUCGGGAACACUAUAUUCUUUUCGUGCGGGAUAUGUUCCGUGGAUCGCGAUUUUGUUAAAGUUGUCAUUUUUGAGUUCUGAUAUUUCGAUUAUUACUUCUUCAAUUUUUCAAAAAAUUAUUGAUAUGAUAUUCAUUUUUUUCAUUAUUGUAUAUUAUAAUGAUAAUCAUUAUAUUGUACGCUGAAGUAUAUGUAUAUUAAAAAAAAAAACUCUACAGUUAUUAUUAUUAUUUAUUCAUUAAAAUUCACUCGUACAGAAUUUUCAUUGUAGAUUUAAUAAUGAAAGUCAAUUACUAUGUAAAGUUCAACUCUAUUUGUAUAACAACGAACGAAUUCAAUUUAACUUAUCACGUGGGGCCGACAGGAAAACCAAAAUACAAUCUUUUUUUUUAUAAAGAUUUUGAAGGACUGCAACCGGGAUUCAAAAAAAAUUUCUGAUGCCACUGAAAAAGAUGAAACAAAAUAUUGAAUACCGUUGUUCUACGUCAGAAUACAAGAAGUUUCAAAGACUAACAUUGUCAGUAGAUGCUAUCGAAUACUGGAAGCUUCUCGAUCUUUGGUACGACCUGAAAAUUAAAAAACAAUUAGAUGAAAGUCAUGGUUCUACGGUAUAUACGGAUAAACUCGUUAACAAUAUUUUGGAUGUCUGCUAUGGUCGAUAUUGUAUUCGUGUGUUGUUGCUGUACUGAAGAAUUAUGACUAUCCAGUACACUACGUCAUAGGAGAUUACGUCACUGGAGAACCGUUUGAGGAGAAAUGAUUCGUGGCCGCAAGCAUUUUUUCUUUACUAUACUGUUUGGCACACGCCAAGAGGAGAGAGCCGAAAAACAAUCUAUGGGCACAGUUAAACUGUGACUGAGAGCAAUAAGUUAGAGCAAGAUAAAAAGUUUUCUUGUUGCACGACGAAGCUCAACCGUUCGAUCCGGAAUUCAACGAAAGAGCGAGAGAAUGUUCCACGAUCGCGGUUGCUGAUGAAGAGGGGUACAUGUAGAAGAAGAGAUGAACACACGAUCUAUUCAGAUAACGACUAAGAAUACUUAUAAGUGGGAGCGUAUUGAUAUAUUUUGAUUGGCUGUUCGUUAUUUGCUGCUUCCAAAUAUGGGACAGUCUCCGUAGUUCAUUCAUAAAACUGCGGGGUGCGCCGAGCCUCAGCUCAGUUUGUGCGCGACCCCCACGCAUUACACGUCGUUAAUGACAUUCUUUUCACGUGAAGCUAUAGAAAACAAGACAAAAAAGAGCAAGAAAAAAUAUAUUUUCAUCGACCCCACACACAGAAAAAAAAAGACCGAGAUAAGUUUAUAGCACAAAAAUACGUAUAGAUACAUAUUCAUCUGGAACUUUUAUCGUUAUUGUUUUACUUCUGGAUAAUAGUUUUUUUUUUACUACUGUUUUUUAGUUUUUCUGCAAUUUUAGUGGUUUUUUUUGUAUUAUGAGGAUGCGCCUAAUUGAAUCAGUAACUCACUACCACCUCAUUCAUCAUUGUAAAACGACUAAAAAGUGAUGAUUAAUGAAAUAAUAAAAAAAAAUUUUUAAUCAGUCGAAAAAAUUUAUUAAAUAGAAGAAAAAAUGUAUUUAAUCAUUUCUGUUUAGUGGAAGAUAAGAGUGUUACGCUAUAUAAUUAUAUCGUCGGGUCUAGAUAUAUAUACGGAAAUGAGAGAUUUCGAAUAAAAGUUUUCUAACUUUGAAAACGUACAGUAGAGUAUGAUUCUCAUAAUAAAGCAAAGAAUGCGAAUCUUAAAAAAAUAAAACAAGGAAAGAAAAAUAUUUUCUAUUCCAAAUCCCGGGAAAAAAGUGGGAGGAGUGUGCGUUUCAAUCAGUAGGUGGAGCCGUCAGGAUUAACUUUGAAUAUUUUUGUGUACCAUGCUUCAGUUAACUUUACUUGUGCACAAUUGCUGUUUGUUGGUUGUUGCGUACAAAUAUAGAUAUGCAUAUAAAAUUAUGAAUGUAAGCGUCAGCAUGUGAGUAAUCUUUGGUUAUUGUAUUAAGCUCUAUUGUGGAGUUGUUCCAGCUUUCACGUGGAAAUAAUACAGAUGCGUGUAAUUGCAGAGUCUGUUACUAAAGUGAGCGAAAAUUCAUAAAUGGUCAAACGUAUAAAAUAGAAAGAAUUAAUUCUCUUGAAUACGAUACAGUCAUUCACAACAUUUGAUAUUUUGUAUAUAUUGUAAAAAAAAAAAAUAUAAGUAUACGCAAUUUUUUGAUACAGUUCAUGCAGAAGCACAGUGUAUUACUGAAAUUGAAAACGGUUUUAUACCACUGAAACUCGGCAAACACAGUUGUAUAGGAUGACGAUGGAUGGAAUCGAAGUAGUUGGCUCGCAACAUCAUGCGGCCACCAGCCCAUUUCUAUUAUCAUCUCCACCGCCAGGGCAUCAUCCUCACCAUCACCAUCACCAUCACCAUCAUGCUCACACUAAUCCACAUGCUACCUACAAUAUUCAGACUGUGCAAUUAAGUUUUGACGCUUGUUUAGCGUAUAACACAGUGACAACGAAUUCAUUAACAAAUCGAACUUCAUCACAAAAUUCUUCGACAAAUGUAAACAUAUCACAUAGUUCAGCAAAAGCAGCAAUCCCACUUCUGACACUUUCAAGUUAUCCACCUUUCUAUCUAGCACCAUUAACUUCUCCAGAACUGAAUGAACAGCAGCGUCACGAGCAUAGCCAUCAGCAACAAAGUCAAAACCACCUUGUUUCACGGGUACAAUGUCAAAAUCCAUCAUCUCCAGGUGAAUCAGCUGCCAAAAGUAGCAUAAUAGAUAGUGAUGACAAAACAGUCAGCUUGGGUAUUUGUCGACAUAGUGCACAAGAUAUACAAGAAAAAGAUAAACCUGGAGAACUUAAUACUCCAGUAACCACUAGCAGUGAUUUACCAUCUUUUUUUGGGCCUGCAGCACUUUUAGAGCCGCCUGCUAUUUCAGGCAGUUUAGCAGAAGACGAUUUAUCCUUAGAGAGAGCUGUAGAAAACGAAAAAACAAUAAGUGGAGAUCACCACCAUCACGCUCAUCAGGAGCCAGAAGAAAUAGUGUCGACAAGUCCUCGUUCGUGCCCAGAUGAAGUAAAUCGAAGUAAUGCUUCCCAAAGUGGAGUGAUUUCAUAUUCAUCCCAAAAUUCAACAAUAUAUUUAGCCUCAACAGGUGUUAAUGUCUGUAACGUUCCAUCGAUAACGUACAGAGGUAGUUUCACGGCGACCUGUACACAGGCCUCAUCUUUGAAUCCAUUGGAAACACAACAACCACAACCACAACCACAACCACAACCACAACCACAACCACAACCACAACCACAACCACAACCACAACCACAACCACAACCACAACCACAACCACAAUCACAUCCACAAUCACAAUCACAACCACAACAACAACAACAACAACAACAACAACAACAACAACAACAACAACAACAACAACAACAACAACAACAACAACAACAACAACAACAACAACAACAACAACAACAACAAGGAAAUCAGGAACUAUGGAGUUCAAUAUCUUCGCCAACGUUGACAUUAAACAGCCAACCUUUUUUGAAUUCAUCAUUGAAUCCAUCACCUUAUGGUGAGACUGUUGAGCUUCUCCAAGUUGAAACGAAACCACAACCACCUCCAGUUUAUACUGAACAACCAUCAACACCUCCGAGCUGGCUGAAUCAUGAAGACAGUUAUGAUCCAAAUUUAUUAAAUCAGCAACAUCAUCAUCAUAAUAAUCAGCAACAACACCAACAAGAGAUCACUUUGAAGCAAGAACCCACAAUUAAUUCUGGUUAUUCAUCAUCUGUCCAUCAACAACAUCAGAAUCAACAUCUUUCGAGCGGCAACCCUACUGGUGUUCAACUUGCUGAGUAUAAUCCAAGCACUUCGAAAGGACAUGAAAUCUUGUCACAGGUCUACCAACAAUCAACAUUACCACUCAGGCUCGUUCCUGUUAAACCACGAAAAUAUCCGAAUAGACCUAGCAAAACUCCUGUUCACGAACGUCCUUACGCGUGUCCUGUUGAUGGUUGUGAUAGAAGAUUUUCAAGAAGUGACGAACUAACGCGACAUAUUCGAAUUCAUACUGGCCAAAAACCAUUUCAAUGUCGAAUAUGUAUGAGAUCAUUUUCUAGAUCUGAUCAUCUGACAACACAUGUAAGAACACACACUGGCGAAAAACCGUUUUGUUGUGACCAGUGUGGCAGAAAAUUUGCAAGGAGUGAUGAAAAAAAGCGUCAUGCUAAAGUGCAUUUAAAACAGAGGUUGAAACGUGAGGCAAAUAAUCUAAAUCUAAAAGGACAUCAUAGCAAUGCUUCUCCGUCUUGCGAUCUGUGAUUUAUGGAUAGCGAACUUUUUUGAAUUGAGGUUAUGCCUUCGGAUUCAUUCGCAGGAAAAAUUGUUGGAAAAUAUGUCAGUCAAAAAUUUGAAAGCUGCGAAUUAUUGUCACUUUACUGUGAUUUAUUGACUGUUUUUAAAUUUUGAAAAAUUGUGAUUUGCAUGAAAUUUUCAAUAGAUGAUUAUAAAUAGAAAAUUUCAUUUCAAGGAGUUACUUGUUGAAAGUUGAAAUAAAUAAAUUAUUUUUAUCAUAUUAUCUUUUUGUUUAUCUGAAAUAAGUUUUAAUAAAUCUUACCUUUCGAACUUUUAAAAAAUCAGUUUGUUGAGGCGCUGUUUAGGCAAUUACAUUCCCAGGCUUUGUUUUGUGUUAACGAAAAAAGCCAAAUGAAUGCCGCUAUUUUAUGACGUUGGUUAUUCAAGUUGGAGCGUUUAGAAAUCCGAUAAUACAUCUAGAAACAUUCUUUUUGUAAAGAAUUCUUUUUAUAAUCAUCUUGUCAUAUACGUUAAAAUUUAGUCUAUAUACACUGAAAAAAAGUUACCGCUGCAGGCACGGUACGUUCCUGCUGCCGUAGCAGUAGAGUAGACUGCGAAGCGCUGUACUGCUGUGAGAGCAGUACACUUAACUUGGAAUUUCUGUACAGCUCUCACAGCAGUACAGCACUGCUGCUGUAGCGGUAGACUUUACUGUUGAUGAGUUCAGGCGUAUGAGCGGUACAAAGAAUAGCUGUAUGACACGUAAAGACUCGUUCGAUAAAUUAAAUGAUGUAUAUAUGUAUAUCAUUAAUAUUAAUUAUUAAUAAAUAUGAUUAUAUAUUA
Molecule: messenger RNA, 5325 nt
Organism: Aphidius gifuensis
Lineage: Eukaryota; Metazoa; Arthropoda; Insecta; Hymenoptera; Braconidae
Product: early growth response protein 1-like
Exons: 2
Coding region: 2488-4509 (673 amino acids)
Biological process (GO): regulation of transcription by RNA polymerase II
Molecular function (GO): DNA-binding transcription factor activity, RNA polymerase II-specific; RNA polymerase II cis-regulatory region sequence-specific DNA binding
Source: RefSeq, a predicted model, not a curated record